AUGUACAAGGAGCUAGAGCAGCAGUUGAAUCGAGUUUUCCCUUCAUCACAUACAAAGAUGGAAUCCGAGUACGAGUACGACACCCCCGACUAUUCACAAUCGGACGAUCGCCAAAGCCGCCCUGAAGCGCUCAAAUUCGCCGAGCUCUCCGUCUCUGUUAACAACAUGGACGAACCUUCGCCGGAAGAGGAGGACUACGCCCGUCAGUACACUAGUCGACUACCAACUGAUCAACCUCUCUAUCAGAUCUACAUGCUGACAGAGAAUGAUAAACUCUUUGACGGAGUCCUUCUGAGGGCGAGCGACUCCAUGGAACACAAUGGUGGUGGUCAAGAAGAGCCAACGGCGGACACAACAACAACUGAUCUGUUUCGCAGAGAAUCUUGCGCCUCGUCAGACUCUGGUCGUGGAGCGGACUGCUCGACGUCGGCUUCCGCACUGACGUCGAACACAUCCAUGAGGAGGGAGCGAUUGAUAGCCACUUCCCAUUUUGGAAGUCAGCGAAGUCUGUGGUGUGAACUUGAAGAGGUGAAGGCUGCCGGUCUGCUAGCCACAUUGGACGAGGAGACGCGAAUGCGACAAGAGGCCUACUUCGAAGUGAUCACUAGCGAAGCAAGCUACCUACGCUCGUUGAACAUACUCAUCACGCAUUUUAUGGCAAGCCAAGAACUUAUGGGUAGGUUGUUUUCUCCGUCUUAUUGUUCGAAC
Ostertagia ostertagi is the source of this 708-nucleotide messenger RNA. The record is from the annotation of a GenBank genome assembly. Lineage: Eukaryota; Metazoa; Nematoda; Chromadorea; Rhabditida; Trichostrongylidae.